AGAGUGCGCGGACGUCUGUCCACGGCAAUCGGCGGAAAGGAAAACUUUAUCCAAAGACCGGAAAAAAUAAAUUUGCACUAGUGCAGCGGAAGUUCAACUUGGGCUAUUUGGCCAGUGAAAGUGGCAAAAUAAAAAAGAGAGGGCGAAACAAUAUUUUCAAAGUUUGGCACUUUGGUCGCGGUUGAAUUUGUGAAUAUGAGUAGGCGAUUCCCCGGCAGCACUUGGCUCCUGCUCAUGCAGUGUCUGUGCCUCAGCCGGGCCAGCUUCUCGGAGUUGAAUAAUUCGGAUCCCAAGUUCAGCGGACCCAUCAACAAUUCAACAGUUCCCGUGGGACGGGAUGCGUUGCUCACGUGUAUAGUCCACGAUUUAGUUAGCUUCAAGGUGGCCUGGCUGCGAGUGGACACGCAGACCAUUCUGAGCAUCCAGAACCAUGUCAUCACCAAGAACCAUCGCAUCGCCAUCUCCCACACAGAGCAUCGCAUAUGGCAGCUGAAAAUCCGCGACGUCCAGGAAUCGGAUCGCGGAUGGUACAUGUGCCAAAUCAACACAGAUCCCAUGAAGAGCCAAAUGGGCUACCUGGAUGUGGUGGUCCCACCCGAUAUUGUGGACUACCAAACCAGUCAGGAUGUGGUUCGUACCACGGGAGAUAACGUCACCCUCACUUGCAGUGCGACAGGAGUUCCUUUGCCCACCAUAACCUGGCGUCGAGAGGAAUCGGCUCCGCUCUUGCUUUCAGACGAUGGCGAUUUGGAGGUGUACAGCGUGGAAGGUCAGAAUCUCACGCUGUGGCAGGUGCAGCGUUCCCACAUGGGCGCCUACCUCUGCAUCGCCUCCAACGGUGUGCCACCCACAGUGAGCAAACGCGUCAUGUUGGUGGUCAACUUUGCUCCGACAAUCUGGACUCGAUACGACACCAUCUACGUGGGUCUGGGCCAGAAGCUGACGCUGGAGUGCAUCACAGAAUCGCAGCCCGCGUCGUUAAACUUCUGGCUGAGGGGCUCCGAAUUGCUGCAAGGAGGUUCCUAUGAGUCGGUCACAGUAGAUCACGUCCACCGAAUCGUGAUGCGGAUCACCCUGCGUCCGAUUACGAAGCGAGACUUUGGAGAGUACAAAUGCAGGGCCAAGAAUGCGGUGGGCCAAACAGAUCGGAUUAUAACAGUGCAUCAUAAAGCCAAGAAGCAUGGUCAGCACUCGCAUCAAACUUCCACGCGCGACAGCCAGUUCAUUGUCAUCGAAGAAUACAUAGCCAAUGUGUCCGAUAAGAGCUGCAGUUUCCGACACCUUUGGAUUAUAUUUCUGUGUUUCGCCAAUAAAGUUUCCAUUUUGUGA
Molecule: messenger RNA, 1329 nt
Organism: Drosophila takahashii
Lineage: Eukaryota; Metazoa; Arthropoda; Insecta; Diptera; Drosophilidae
Gene: DIP-iota
Product: Dpr-interacting protein iota
Cellular component (GO): neuron projection
Source: RefSeq, a predicted model, not a curated record